AUGAGUGAAGAUGAUGGCAAAACAUUGCAGUUAGAAAUAGAUAAAAAAUGUGGAGAAGAUAGACAAGGGUGUAAAUGUACUAUUAGACCCGACAGUAUAGAAGCCAAGAAGGAUGAUACUAUUGAAAAUGUUACGGACUUUGUUGCUUACACCCAUUCCAAUAAAACAGCUUUCACCCUUCAGAAAGACCUAGAUGGAGGUGAAAGUCUUGAAGGAGAUGAGAUUGAAGAUGUUAUGAGCGUCUCCAUCUAUUACUGGAGUGGCGAUAAGGCUUUUCAAAAACCUCUCCUUAUUGAGGUUAUAAAAUAUGAUGCACAGAAAAUUUACUAUAAAAGGUCUGAGGAUGGUGAGAAUGAUACACGCAUCUGGAAAAAGGAUGCCAGUCACACAGGAGGAGCAUCCCUACAGGCCUUAUUGGACGAUCAAAAUUGUGCUCUACACAAUGUCAUACCGUUUGUUCUGGAUGAUAUUACAAAGGGCAUAGGCACAACUUCAAACUGUGCAAAAGAAAAGGGUGUAGAGUUUGUUAAACCAUAUACACUCCCCGGAAGUGAUCAUAUAGGAACAGAGUAUAAGCUUAAUGGUCUAGGUACGGGGAUUUCUAGAGUAGAAUAUCAAAAGAACAAAAUUGGUGGUAUCGAUAUUCCUACUGAUGCCCUUGACGGAAUAAAAUUAUAUUCCUCACCCGUAAAUGGUAAUGUACCCCUUAUGCUUAACUUUAAAUUACGGAAUGGAGAUUAUAGAUGGUAUUAUAGCAAAACUAAAGACGGUCAGAGUUGGGGAGAAGAUGGUGGAAAUGGAUUAUAUAAUAGUGAUGGUAAACCCACUGAAGCUCUUACCAACAAGUUGGACGGGUUCGCUUGUCAGUACCAUAAUGGAGUGACAGUUGAUUUAUCCCAUGAUAGAUCUACAUCGUCGGAUCAUACAUAUUGUUGCAGCGAGCAUGCAGGUAAGGGUGGUAAUAGGAGAGUCACUGUCACUACCCAAGAUGUGACAUUAAGUGGCAAUUCAGGGCAACCAAUUAAAGUUUACAAGCAUUCCGUUGGUGGUGGUUCAAAAUUAGCUGAUAUAAAGUUUUAUCAUAAUGGUGAUGAGAAUCAGAGAAAACACAUCCAAUCCAACAAACUGGGUUUUCCCAUGACUGGUCCAGUAGAUAUUUACACAUUCUACUCAGGUAAUAAUCCAGUGCUUAUCUAUGUUAACAAUAAUUCGGACACUAGAACUUCUGGAUGGUAUAGGAUGCAAAGCAAGGGUGGUGAGAAUAAACGAUGGCUAAGAAUACCUCGCACACUUAAGAGCAUCAAGCAGAAGAACAUAGAAGGUCGUAAUCUUGACUGUAAACAAUGGACUGCACUUGGAGGGGUGUUAAAUAAACAUGGUACCCAAUUUCAAGCCUGCACUCAAGAUGCUGCUAGACAAGGGCUAUCACGUACUGAACCUGAAGAUCGUACGGAAGAACAAGGCUCUGGUGAAGAUGACGAAGAGGCAGAUAGUGAGAAUGAUGAAGAAUCUGAUGAAGACACUGGAGACUCAUCUCACGAAGGUGACGGUGAUGAGAACGAUCCAGAAAAGAAAAAAGGGUUUGGUCCUGCUAGUCCUGUCGGUCCUUUUCCUGGAUAUAGAGAACCUUCUGGUGAAACUUGUGAAAAUACUCAAAAUGUUGCUAGUAGUCCAGGGAGAGGAGAAUCUAGUUGGUUACUUGGUUGGUCAUUUGGUUCAUUUUUGUCUGAUAUUCAAGAAGCUGUUGCUAGAGGUAUUGGUCAAACAUUACUUAGUGCUCCUGCUCAAGCAGUUAAUGCUCUAGCACGACUCCCAGUUCAACUAGGUGCUGCUACUACAUCUGCUACUUCUGGAGAAGGUCAUUCUCCUCAUACUUCUGCUCCUACUACUCAACCUCCUGAUGCUAGUGAUGAAGCUCAAGCUGCUACUGAAACUGGACUAACCUCUAAUGUUGCUGAAACUCCUAAAGCUGAAGCUCAUGGUAAAGGUGGUCAUGGAGGUUCUCAUGAAAACUCUUCUAAUAAUGAUUGGAAAGUAAUUUUCGGGGGCUCUGCUUCUGCCACUGUAGUUUCUGGUUCUAUUACUGGAUUUGGUUGGUGGGCAUUUAAUCGCUAUAAAGGAGAUCCUUGGGUUAGAUACGGAUAUCCUAGAGUUUUUAAAGAAUGUACCAUAUUGGGUAUGCAUAGGUCCACUUGUGAACUUUUGGUUCAUAGGAGAAUGUCCCAUUCAUCCAUACUGACUAUUCUGCUCACACCAGUUGAGACAUUAAUGGAGUACUACCAUUGA
This is a messenger RNA of Theileria equi strain WA, 2286 nucleotides long. RefSeq lists its product as hypothetical. The transcript has a single exon. The record is from RefSeq and is a predicted model, not a curated record. The coding region runs from base 1 to 2286 and encodes 761 amino acids. NCBI's taxonomy places the organism in Eukaryota, Apicomplexa, Aconoidasida, Piroplasmida, Theileriidae.